Carcharodon carcharias (great white shark) is the source of this 1443-nucleotide messenger RNA. It is a transcript of the gene pdcd6, whose product is annotated as programmed cell death 6. Gene Ontology annotation, molecular function: calcium ion binding. The record is from RefSeq and is a predicted model, not a curated record. The coding region runs from base 110 to 661 and encodes 183 amino acids. NCBI's taxonomy places the organism in Eukaryota, Metazoa, Chordata, Chondrichthyes, Lamniformes, Lamnidae. The transcript has 6 exons.
CUGGCGGAAAUAACCGGGCGUCGUGGUGGUGGUGGCGGGGGGGAGUGCUGAAGCAGCGCGAGCAGGGGGAAGCAGUUGUGAUUUGGGCUCGUGUCGCUAACUGGCCCCGAUGGCGUAUCAGUACCGGCCGCAGCAGCAGAACAACGGCCUCCCCGACCAAGGCUUCCUCUGGAACGUCUUCCAGAGGGUUGAUAGAGACCGAAGUGGUGUUAUAUCUGAAAGUGAGCUUCAGCAGGCUUUAUCCAAUGGAACAUGGACACCCUUCAAUCCAAAGACUGUUAGGUCCAUUAUAGGAAUGUUUGACCGGAAUAAUAGAGGAGGAGUGGAUUUCAAUGAAUUCAUGGGUCUUUGGAAGUACAUAAAUGACUGGCAGAACAUCUUUCGAACUUAUGACCGAGACAACUCUAACUUCAUUGACAAAAAUGAACUUAAACAGGCAUUAUCAGGUUUUGGGUACCGUCUCUCAGACCAAUUCUACAAUGUUCUUCUUAGUAAAUUUGACCGACAAGGAAGAGGACAGAUAGCCUUUGAUGAUUUUAUUCAGUGCUGCAUUGUCUUGCAGAGGCUUACUGAUGUAUUCAGGCGAUAUGAUACUGACCAGGAUGGCUGGAUUCAAAUUUCAUAUGAGCAGUACCUCAACAUGGUCUUCACUGUACUAUAAAUGUUUGCUACUAUAUAAACCUUUGAUUAUAUGACUAUAACCAACUUUUGAGUCAGUUGAUUUUACCUGAUUAUCAUAUCACAAUUUAGACCUAACUCAGAACACAUUUGAAAUUAAACACUGGUGUAAGUUUUGAGGCAUGAUCUGUAAGAAAACAUUGACAAAAUUCACUUUUUACUUUGUAACAGACACAUUAACUACUUUAAUACUUAUAAUUGGUUUAAUGCAUGCAGGUAGAUGUACCAUACCAUAUCCUAUUGCAUCUGCAACAAAUCUGAGUUUUGAUAACUAGUUUAGAUAGAUGUACAGCAGCCAAGGCUAUCUAUAGCAAGAAAAAGCUUUUUUAAAUGUUAUGCAUGGUGCCUUAUGAAAUUUCCUUAUACAAAAUGAUGCAUUGUUUUAAUAUAAAAUAUUUUGUUAAAUAAUUGGUCUGAACUGAGUAAAUUUGUAAUGCAAAAUAACCUAGGCAAGCUUGCGCCUUGGUAAAUUUAGUUAUUUCAUUUUAAAUGCCCAACUUUAAUUUUAUUAGCCAACAAUUAUGUUAAUAGUUCUACAGUGGAGAUUGUUAUAUGGUUUAAUAUGAAAAUCUAGUUAAGUAUCAUGUAAUGUCCACAGACUCAUGUCCAUAACCCUGAGCUGUAUUUAGCAGAGGAAAUGCCAUUUGAUAUUUGCUCUUGUAUAUGCAAAAUGCUCUGUAUAAACAAGUAGAAGUGGUGCCAAAUGUUUAUUUACUGUAACAUUUAUAAUGUAAACCUAUUACAAAUAAAUCUUACUUUUCAAUA